AUGUCGUCGUACUACCGGGAAGAAUAUAGCCGUCCUGCCGAGACGAGAGAGAGGACUUAUGUCCGCGAACGCUCUCGUGAGCGAUCAGUCGACCGCACUCCGGCUUUCCUUCGUGAACCCCGCCGCGAAGCGGGGCACCUGGUCCUUCGCCAGCGUGAUGUCGAAACCGUUACCCGACGCCGCAGCCCCAGUCCCGUCUACGUCGAGAGGAAACAUGUUGUGCGACGCUCCCACAGCGUCUCCCCCCCCGAGAGGAUAGUCGAUCGCCAGCGCGUCGAGGUCUACGAGCGCCCUCCCAGCCCCGAACCCCACCGCGGGAGGAGCAGGAGCAUCUCGCGUGUGCGCACCACCGUUGUUGACAGGGAUAGAAGCAGCAGCCGGAGUAGCUCUUCGUAUAGCGAGAGCAGCUGGAGCAGCUCGCCGAGCCCUCCUCCGAGAUUUAGGAGGCGACCGAGGAGUGCGAGUCCCGUUUGGAAAGAGCGGGAGACGGAGAGGGUAAGGGUAACUCGGAAGGAGUCCGUAAGCCCUGCUCCUCCUCCGCCGCCGCCGCAGCCUGAGGUUCGAACUCACCCUGUCGAGAGGAUCGAGAGGGAGGUUAUUACUCAUUAUACGGAUGUUGACCAUGGUGUUCUUGUUGUCCGACCUCCUACCCCUCAGCCUCAACCCCCGCCCCGCUCCAAGUCUCGAACCCGACACAAGGAUACCGAGAUCGAUAUUUACACCUCUAAGAAUGAGACCGAGGUCGACAUUCGCAAGACCCACUCUCAUUCCCGUUCUCGCUCGCGUUCGCGUCAUCGACCCCGUGUCUACUACGAUGACCGCGGCCGUGAGAUCGUUGUCUCUGACAAUGAUCGCCUGGUCGUCGAUUACAAAUCUCGUCGACGCGCCCAUUCUGCCGCCCCCUUCCCCGUGCGCGGCUACGACCCCGUCCGGGACGAGGCCGAAGAAAUCGUCACCAAGAUCGAUUCUCGCGGCCGUGUUGGUGAAGCUUACCACGGCGCCACCCGCGAUUGGACUAUUGUUGACGUUCCUCCUGGCACGGAGCGCGUCCGAAUGGAUGGCGCCGGUGGCGCCUCGGCCGAGGUAUCUUGGAAGAAGUACAGUGGAGUGAGGAGGACGAGGUUCAUCCCUGAUAGGGAGGAUGACGUCAUCGACGACUCUCCCCGCAAGAGCCGGGAUAGCCUGAGCGUCCGUAUUGUGGACACGAAAAAGCCGGAUCGCCGCGUCUCGGUUCGGCCGCCGCCGGUACCCACGUUGGAGACGUGGACGGAGAUUACGAUGGAUCUAGUCAACCGGGAGGCCCUCAAGAGGAUGGGGUAUCCAUUCGAACAGCGACCCCCAUUCUUCUAUGUGAUGCAGUACCUGACGAGCCACGAGAUUGAUGAGCUUGUCUCGCUCACUGCAAAGAUCCGCCGUGAGCGACGACUAAAGAACCGCCAGCGCCUCCGGGAUAAGGACGUCGAACAUGUCGUGAUCCACAAGCAUAAGCAUCGCCACCACCACCACCCACGAGAUGACUUCCGAUAUGACAAACAGGUGGUAUUCGACCGAAGAGAGUACCACGUCUAA
Scedosporium apiospermum is the source of this 1569-nucleotide messenger RNA. RefSeq lists its product as uncharacterized. The coding region runs from base 1 to 1569 and encodes 522 amino acids. NCBI's taxonomy places the organism in Eukaryota, Fungi, Ascomycota, Sordariomycetes, Microascales, Microascaceae. The transcript is spliced from 3 exons. The record is from RefSeq and is a predicted model, not a curated record.